Molecule: messenger RNA, 4137 nt
Organism: Besnoitia besnoiti
Lineage: Eukaryota; Apicomplexa; Conoidasida; Eucoccidiorida; Sarcocystidae
Exons: 1
Coding region: 1-4137 (1378 amino acids)
Source: RefSeq, a predicted model, not a curated record
AUGGAAGGGCACGCAGCCCAUUUCCACGCGGAGUUCCUCUCGCAAGGCGCGAGGGACGCUGGCGUGCUUUCUUCUCGCCUCAGAUGGGGUGUCUUUGCGCACCUUGUGGAGCCCACGCGCUUCGACAACGCGCGCGACCUCGAGGUCCCCCUGCGGCCCGGCACCGCCCCUGAGGAGGAGACAGUCCCUUCGCCGGGAGAACCCCACACUAGCAUCCGCUCGGCGAGCGCUCGCAGGUUCAACGAACUCGCUUCGGCCGCCGGAGGCGCCACACGGCGCAACGAACCCCUCCGCGACGCGACAGGGGCCCAUAUGGAAGGCGAGACGCUGCACGAUAGAGGCCGCAGGAACUCUCGGGAAAACCAAUUUUUAUCAGAAGAGGACGGGGUGGGGGAAAGCGGAGACGCAGGCGGCUUCCUUUCCGCUAAAGGGGACGACCGGAGCGUCUCGUCGUCUGGACGCGCCCACAGAGCUCCUGGAGGGCGAGAGGCGCCCCGCGACGCGGGGGUAUCAGGGCCUGCCUGUCCGUGUGGAGGAGAGGCAGAAGACAACUGGCAGCUGCAUCGCGUGGGUGAGGAGUGGCUGCCUGAAGAGGGGCUGGAGUUCGAUGUCCCGUCGUAUGAUUCGCAAGAGCUUCCCGCCUCUGUUUCGUAUCCAUUGCACAUGCGGGGCUCUCCUCCAGCCUCCCACGUCCGCGAGCGUUCGCCGCGCGCGGCCUGCAGCGAACACCCAGCUGCGCCCUCGCCUCGACAGCCGCGUUCGCGGAGCCCUGGAUCCUCUCGGGCGUCCUCCUCCUCUCCAUCGCAGCAGCCCCACUCUGUUCCCUGCGGAAGGGGCCCUUUGCCUCAUCACGGCGGCGGGAGUCCUGCGUCCGGGCCACAGGCCUCGGAGUAUCACCGCGCGUCGGCGCCAGCAGCUCUUCGGGGCGACGAGGAAUUCAUCUCCUCGCAGCCCGUGCCGCGUCUCUCUGCGGCGCCGGCGCGAGCUCCGGCGGACAACGCCGCGUGGGGCGUGUCUCCACAGCCCCGCCCCAGCUCGGCAGUCUCCUCCUCUGCGCGGGUAUCCGGGGUCUCCUCCACCUCGCUUGCGGCGCGCGCCGAGGCCCGGAGGCGCGAGCAGCAGAUGCAGCUCUGGGAGCGCUUGCAGGAAGUGCGGCGAGAGAAGAAGCAGGUCUUUGACCUUCUUCGGGAGCUCGAUGGGAAGUGCAUCGAGACGCUAUGCCCCUCGAGGCCGCAGUCCGCUCGGAGCGCGCGGGGGGCGCUCCCGCGACAGGCCUGGAGGAGUGCGCCCAGCGCCCAACGAGGCCGGGAGACGCCGAGCUCUUCGGCGAACGACCGCUCUGUCACCAGAGGCGCGUGCGACGCCUGGGCGCGCGACAGACGCCGCAGCCAUCUUUCCGCGCUGCUGGACGAAGAGUGCUUCUCUCUCGCUGACCGCCGACCUCUGCGACGAAGCUGCAGCGCACGGAGCCUCAGGAGGCCCUCAGGGGAGGCGAGUCCGCGGCUGCCCUGGCCUGACGCCCGCCGCGGGGGAGGCGAUGGAGAGAGGCGCAGAGCCUCAACAGGCCGCGGCGCGCGCGGCGCGGAGUCUGCGUCUUUCGUCUCGGGUUACACGGUGAGAGACUUAAAGGAGCUCGUGUUUCCUGCCAAGCCGAAGAAGAGGAAGCCUUGGGAUGACUCGCUGAGCGAUCUCUCCCGGUACCGCGCGUCGCCCGCAGAACUCCUCUCGCGGCGCCUGAGAAGCACGUCGCCGCACGCCGCUGUCGCCGCCGCUGAGUAUCGAAUGAGACUCCACCUGAUGGAGCAGGAUCUCCGACCUUUCAUCGAGGAAUACAAACUCCAGGACUGCCCAGGGGCGCUGCAGGAGGAAGAAGAGCGCUUGAUUCGUGAGGCGCGCCUCGAGCUGUUUCGGCGGCAAAGAGCCUCCGUGGCAGCCUCCAUCUGCUCAUCGACGUCAGCCAGGUGCCGCCGCAGCGACGGCGAACGAGGCGGUGGAGACUCGCCUGCGGGCGCGGCCGCUCGAGGCGCCACCAGCUGCUGUGCGGUUGUCGGGCGUCGGCCCGCUGCAGCCCAACAGGCAGCACCAGCGCGACCCCACAGCGCCGGUGGUGUCUCUUCGGUACGGGGCCCAUGCAGGGGACAGGACGGCGGGCGACGAGGAGACACACGUGCCGCGGAGGGAGCUGCCCGCCGCGUCUCGCCACGGGGUGCAGCGUCGUGCCGCCUCUCUCGCCCACGCCCCUGCGUCUGCUCCAAAUGCGGAGUAGCCACAGACACCGCUGCUGCGGGCGAUGACGCCGCGCCGGGCGCUCUCAGUGUCUAUCCGCCGCCACCUGUGGCGAGGACGACUCAGCUCUCUCGGCGGCUCCAACAGCAUCACUCGUACGUGGCGCCGAGGCUCUCGAAGGCCUCCUCGUCGUCGCUGCGGCGCGGGGGGGAGGCGCCCGGCGCCGCUGGGAGGUCGUCUCCUGCCGGCGCCGAUGAGAGGGAAAUCCGCCCGCGCGUCGCGAACAUCGAAGUCGAAGUGCGGAGAACGCCGGACGGACCAGUGUGCACGGGUGUGUGGACGAACCCGCCCCUCCGUCGCGCCUGCGGACUCACCGAUUUGGAGCCGGAGAGCGGGCGGCUAGUGCCUGGAGGCGAGACGCUCCGGCGGUCUGCCGCCCCUGCACCGACGAGCCCAGAGGGAGGAGACGGGGCUCGCGCGCCUGACGCGCCUCGGGAGGGUCGCCGCAGCCCCGCGGGGCUCGCCUACGCGAUGGACGUCCAGGGGCAGCUGAAGCUUUUGGAUGAAAUCGCCGCUCAGCUCGACUGCCUUGACGCCACCUUCCCCUGCGACGUUGGUCCUGGCUGCCGCCGUGCUACGUUUCCAGCGCCGGGGGCGCCUCGGAGCGCCGCGAACAGUCCGUCUGCAGCAGUCGAGCAAUCCUGCGCGACGGCAUACGGCCAAACACUCCCUCGCCGACCGCCAGGCGGCCGCCCCGUCCUUGGAGAGAGUCUCUCGUCGGGAGAGGAGGAAGGCUCCGCGCCGCCUCGCCCCGCCGCGCUCCCCGACGCGUCUUCUCCGUCGCGGGUUUUAGCGGCGGCGAAUGGAGACGGCGACGCAGCGCGAGGAGACGGCGAGAGCGAUCGGCAGGGGCAGUUAGAAGAGAUCCAGAGGCAACUCCAGGGCAUGCAGCAGCAGCUUGGUGACCACCAUCGUCUGUGGCUGUUUCCUCCGUUCUCGGCCUCCUACACACAGGCUGCAGAUCUGGCGCCUGUCGGCGGGUCUCCUCCACAUUCUACGGCUGCCCCUUCGUUGGAGAAUGAGGCGGAUGCAGCGUGCCGCCGCGGCUCUGCGUCGGCUCUGGCGAACGUCUACCGUGCUUCCGUGGCGGGAGGCGGCGCAGAACUGACUCUCUCGCAAAGUGCCCGCAUAAGGCAUGCGAUCUCUUCUGCUUCGAGUCUGAGUUCUGUCAUUCGGGAGCAAUCCGAGGCCCUGCAGGGGGAGUGUGCGGACGUCGUUGAGCAGCUGAAACACCAGCAGGAGCGCAUGCAGCACCACCUUCAAGGUUACUUUCCCUCUCUGCUGCAGCCUGCGGCUCCGGCGGGUGAUUCCGCAGUUCCCGUGCCUCACGGGGGAGGGGCCUCAGUGAGUACACGCGGAAGCGGCUACAAUGACCUCGGGGGAGACGCAGGGAGGCAGCCGCGGAGAGUGGCGGCCGCAAAGGCUUCUCUUGAGACUCCUGCUUCGCAGAACAAGCCCCUGCAGAGGCGCGGCCGCCUCCCGGCGUGGGGCGGGCGGGAGGCGCUUGUAAAGUCGAAUGCUAGAGACGCGGCGAACAAUAGGCGCUCGCGAGAGCUCCGCACUGUCCCGGCUGCCAGACCCGCUGCGCUGGGGCCCUGCUUCAUCAAGACCGUUGGAGGCUUGCACGUCUCGGUGCAGAGCUCCGAGGAGCGAGCAGUGAUGGCGGGGGGAGAGGAGAGCCGAAUCGUCGCCAUCGAUGUGCAGCUCCAACGUGCGAAGCCAGGUGCGCCCUUCGAGGCCGCCCCCGGGGCCGAUGAGAACUCAAAUCCGCAGAGAGGUUUGCAGCUUAGACCCGAGCUUGUGCUGUCAGCGGAGCCUGAAGUCAGGCAGAAAAACCUCAUGCACCGCUAG